Messenger RNA from Acipenser ruthenus (sterlet), 5866 nucleotides. Its product is annotated as leucine-rich repeat and calponin homology domain-containing protein 1. Bases 313 to 2457 code for a protein of 714 amino acids. Gene Ontology annotation, molecular function: protein binding. The record is from RefSeq and is a predicted model, not a curated record. Lineage: Eukaryota; Metazoa; Chordata; Actinopteri; Acipenseriformes; Acipenseridae. The transcript has 20 exons.
AAGUUGUGGGAAUUUGCUGCAUUGAAUGCCAGUUCAGUGGCGACAGUGAGGAGGCGAGUCAAGUCUGCAGCAGCAGCUGUGUCGUGUUGGAACUUGGACUAUCCAGCAAGGGGCGCUGGCCUCUCACUGCCGCUCUCUUGGACUUCCUUUGGCAGGAGUUCAAUGUUUUUCAGUAGGAGCGCAGCCGCAGUGGGCUUCAUCCAAGACAUUAGAAAGGAAAUUCUCUAGCAGUGUGUACUACUAAUCUCCGUGUCUGUUAACUCGAUCCAGCAAAACGUUACAUUUUGUUUAUAUUACAACGAAGGUGUGACUAUGGCGACGCUGGGGUCCGAGCCCCAGCCACAUUCUCAACUCGCUUCGGGUAUUGUCCAAACUAAUAUGAACAGUUUGGGAUGCAGUAAUCUGCCACUGAACCGGGGUCUGGAAAGAGCUUUGGAAGAAGCUGCCAACUCUGGGCUUUUGAACCUCAGUGCGAGAAAAUUGAAAGAAUUCCCGAGGACCGCAUUAAACCACGAUCUCACUGAUACAGUCCAGGCAGACCUGUCCAAGAACCGCUUGACUGAAGUUCCUGUGGAAGUGUGCCAUUUUGUCUCGUUGGAGAUAUUAAAUUUGUAUCACAACUGUGUUAAAGUCAUUCCAGAUGCCAUUGUCAGUUUGCAUAUGCUGACAUACUUAAACCUGAGCCGAAAUCAGCUCUCUACGUUGCCAGCUUGCCUGUGUGGUCUUCCUCUAAAAGUCCUAAUAGCAAGCAACAACAAGCUGGGGGCCCUACCAGAAGAAAUCGGACAGUUAAAUCAGUUAAUGGAAUUGGACAUCAGCUGUAAUGAAAUCACGGCUCUACCCCAGCAGUUUGGGCAGCUGAAGGCACUCCGAGAGCUCAAUGUCAGGAGGAAUUACCUCAGCGUUUUACCGGAGGAUCUAGUGAGUCUUCCGUUGGUCAAGCUUGACUUUUCUUGCAAUAAAGUAGCAGUGAUUCCAGUCUGCUACAGGAAGAUGAGCCACCUGCAGACUCUACAGCUGGACAACAACCCUCUGCAAUCUCCCCCCGCACAGAUCUGUAUAAAGGGAAGGGAGCACAUAUUCAAGUACCUUUACAUGGAAGCCUGCAGGAUUGACAAGACUGCAGACUCGCUCUAUCUGCCAGUCAUAGGGAGGCUCAGCUUGUCCCAGCCUGCAGCCGGGAGCAUUGAAGAUAUCGAUCAAAGCAGAAAGCAGGACACUGAUUCUGGACUCGGCAGUGAUAAUGGAGAUAAGCGCUUAUCUGCAACAGAGCCUUCAGAUGAAGAUACUGUAAGCCUCAAUGCACCAAUGUCAAACAUCACAGAGGAAGAGAGCUUUAGUAAAGAGGACUCCAGCGAACAUAUGAACCAAUUUAAAGAGAAGCCUGAUCAAGAUUCUGUAAAACUGUUUGAAAACAAUAACCCUGAAGAGGGGCCGCAGGACAAGUUUGUGUACGGGGGGCCUGGUCUCAGCACUCCCUUUGUGACCUACAUGAAGGGGAGGGCAGCUGAGUUUGAUGAACCUCUCAGAAUAGAAGAAGACACAAGCUGGGCUACGGAGCCAAUGACAAAUCCACCCGAUAAUCAAGAGAUCCACAUAGAAAUGAUCAACCAGCUCCGAGAAGCAGUGGAAUUAUUACAAGAUCCAAACAGAUUAAACAUGAAUACUGAGGACAGCACAGGAGUCCAGUUAUACCCUGUCCAUACUGUUACCACAGAGAAUUUAAACUCAUCUGUAAAUGGUCAAACAUACCAAGACGUGUCUAUGACUCACACGAGAGAAAGUAUUGGUGGAGAGCUUGAGUUCCAGAAGAAGAGGGAAUUGAUUCUAGGAAAAGCCAGGGUUGAGGCCCAGCUUGCAUGCCAGCGGUUUGAGAGACAAAUGUCAAACCAGAGUAAUUCAGAGACACUGGAUGGACAGAAUGAUGUGAGAAGAGCCUCUGUGGAUGGGGGUGAAGACAAAACUCCAGCUUCUUCUCCCACUACAAACACUCCAUUUGGCUUGAAGCCUCGAUCUGUAUUCUUAAGGACACCAAGAAAAUUAGAGUCCAUGGACCCGCAGUUUACAAUCCGCAGGAAGAUGGAACAGAUGAGAGAAGAACUGGAUCUCAUGGAUCAGCUCCGUGAGAACAUCGAGAGCAGGUUGAAGGUGGUUUUACCCGCGGACCUGGGAUCGUCGCUGAUGGACGGGGUAGUUCUUUGCCACUUAGUCAAUCACAUUCGCCCCCGAUCGGUGGUCAGCAUACACGUCCCAUCGCCAGCAGUGCCUAAACUAAGCAUGGCCAAAUGCAGGAGGAACGUGGAGAAUUUCUUGGAUGCCUGCAGAAAGAUGGGAGUACCGGAGGAGAAAUUAUGUCUGCCCCAUCACAUACUUGAAGAGAAAGGCUUGGUUAAAGUGAGCAUAACCAUCCAAGCGCUGAUAGAUGUGUCCACAACCAUACAGGCCUUGUUUACAUGAAAAUCAAGUAAGGCCAACCGGACACUGAGUUCAGAACGCUGCCUACAGCAGAGUGGCACACAACCCAUGUGGGUUUGCAGAAACGUGUGCAGCCAAAGUGAACCAGUGAACCAACAGCUAUCGCCUCUAUACCUCCUGAAAGACCAUUGUUUUAAGAGACAUUAUUAUACUUUUUUUCUUAUUUUAAAACUAAAAGGACAGUAUUUCCACAACUUUAAUAGUAAUCAGAUUUUUAACAGUGAAUUGCUAUGUAAAGAUACAGGUGCUGCAAGUUAUGUAUAGCUGUUGGUGCUCACAAAGAUUAACCAGGAAGACUACACAUAACUUAGUCAAGGUUUCCCAUUGCAGCAGUAAUAUAUCGCUAUAGAAACUGCUUUUUAUCAAGCUUUUUGGGGUAUUGACAGUCUAUAACCUGUUCCAGUAUCACAAGAUACUUAUUUAAAUUAUUUAUAGAUGAUGUUUAUUCAUCCGUGAGGAUUAAGGUGUAUACGUCACAAAAAAAUGUAUCGGAAAACUGCUUUUUUUUAUAUGGUUAAGUUUUAAUUCUAUUAAUAUAUAUUUUCAGAUGAAGUUUCAUAGGUAAUAUGAGUACAACUUGCAAGGUUAUGUUCUGUAAACAUGUGAAAUUAUUAGGAUUUUUUCUUUUUUUUUUCCAGUGUGUCUCAGGAGACAGUGAUUGACUUGUAUUGUUUCACUUCAUUCCAUGCUGUUUCCAGCAUUCCAGGUUUUGCUCAACACAACCUGCCCCACUUAUACAAUGAAUAUGUUUUGGGAACGAGUGAAUGCAGGCUUUUGAAAACAUGCCUUUUAUUUUUGAAAGCUGUGUAGGGCCGCAGUUCGCUCUUGCGGAUGGAGAUGGGGAUUAAGAGCCAGCGAAUUCAGGGGUUUGGAUCUCAGCUGUGGGAGUGGGGUGCCUCAGUUCCACCUAGCUGAAACAUGGGUUAAGACCCACUGGAAUUUAAGUUACUAUCUCUGUUGGGCUAUCCUAGAUCAUUUCUAAAUAUAUUGUGAAGGUUUUUAUUGUUAGUGUUAUAAAGCGUACAUGUAUGAAAUGGCACAACCCUAUCCCCAUUUUGGCCACAAAUGUGGACUGAAUGGGUAUAACCAAAAAAGCAAUAUACUUCCAUAUAAUGUCAAAUAAUUGUGAUCUUGAAGUGUUAACUUUUGAACACUGUAUAAAGUGUAAAUAUAAGAAAAAAAACAAGUAAUACAAGGACUGGAAUAAAGUAUGGAUUCUGUAUAGGUACAGUACAAGCUGGCUGUGUCAGUUACAUAAAUCACAAAUGUAAGGAUGAAUGUAACUGCUGAUAAAUAUGAAUUCAAUUUUUCAUGACGUGAUAAUCUCAUAGUUGAAAAAAAACAUGAGAUUUCAGACUCAAAUUCAACCAGUUAAUUGUCUGAAAUAAAACAGCCUUCUGUAGGGGUAACCUGGCAAUUAGAACCAUUUUUACACAUUUGAAUUUCACAAAAACAGAAUGACAUGCUUGAAAAUGUUGCACAAUGUAUAUUUGUGUUUACUAAAGGCACUGCGAAACAGUAAAAACUGGUUAUGAAUAUGUCACAAAAAGGCAAAAAGUGUUCUAAAUGGGGCUAUCUUUUAAAAAUGUUUUAUUAAUGUGCAGUUUAAUUAAGCUUGGUGUCCUAAGAAAAAAACUACUUCAGGAUUCAGCAGCAGAAUCUAAUUCAAUUAUGCAUAUGUUUUUCUUGCUAGCUGCCAAAUUGACAUAAAGAAAUGUCAUGUGUCCAGCAAAUGAAAGAGAUAUUGUAGACCGGAGCAGAUUUCUUUAGAAAGUAAAAGCAAACGUUAUAUAUACAGUAGAUUGUUGGUGUAGGUAGUUGUAAGGUUUCGAUCAAGACAGGUAUGUAGUCAGUGACAAUAAAUGGAGCUGCAAAGUGAUACUGGUUUGUGAAGGGUAGAUAUUAUGAGUACAGUAUUAAAUACACUAAAGUUAUGAUUAAAUAAUCCUUAGACCCGUCUUCACUGGGGACUCGUCACAUUGGCUCAGGCACGCCCGUGGGUUAGGGAGGUAAAACCAGCAGGGACUGUUUCUCCUCACUGCUGGCUAGGCGCCCAGUGAGCUCAGAGAGGUCAAGUUCCUGGGUGAAAAAGGAAGCUGGCUUGGUCGUGAGAUCGGAGGACACCCACUGAAUCUUCGGGUCUCCUGAGCCGUGUGGGGAACUGCUGCGGUGAGGGGAAAAGCGAUUGGGCAUUCCAAAUCGGGAGAAAAUCAGGGGGGAAAACAAUUUUUGGACACACUAAAAUGAAAAAUUAUCAAAAUCCAAUGUUGGCCUUGUUGACGCAGUAUUUUCAGUACCAGUGCAUGCAGUCAUGAGUCAAGCAUAACUUCCUGUAACAAAUGACAGUCUUAACUACAAAAGAUAUUUCUGAUACACUUUUAGCUGGCUUUACUUGAUGGUGUAUAUUUUAAAUUUGUAUAUAUAUUGUAGAUUUUAACAAUGGGAUUGACUGGGCAGGGAACAGGAAGCACAGUUGCUUGGGUUGUCACCAUGAAUGGACUCUUAGUUAUCCAUAACUUGGCCUGUAACUAAGGUUCCAUGGUUGGCGAAGUCUUGUUCCUGUAAAACCAACAAAAGAAAAACCCCACCAUUUAAAACUCAGUUCAAGCUAUUUGACUACAAUUUGUAAAUUUGACUUGAAAAAUCAAACACAGAUAUAUUGAUGGGUUAAAUCAUGUUCAUCUUUGUAUGCAAACCUGAAUUCCUGGUUGUUGCAUUGAUAUAACUGUUAAUAGUUACAGCCAGUUGUUUCGGCCUGCAUUAUUCAGUUUAUCAAAUCAAUUUGUGAGAGUUUUGUUUGUAUUGCUUGUUACAUUUUAUUUUUCAGUAAUAAUUGUACACCGACAAUAUCCAGGAUAAUACUACAGCACAUAAAUGCAGGUGAAAAAAUAGCAGAGUAAACAAACGCAUCAGCAUUUAUUGUUGAAAAUAACAGCUUGCUUUACUACAUUCAGUUUUAAAUUUGUACCAAGUGGCAGCUAGCACCUUUAUGAAAUGACCUGCACUUUAAAAACUAAAUUGUUUGGUGAUCUGUACGGAUUGCAGAUAUUCAUAUUUUGCUAAGUGUUUGUGUAAUCUAAAGUAACAAAAAUUGAUAUAUUAAUUUAAAAAUAGAUGAAAUUAGUAGAUUGGUAGUUGUAUGCAAACUGCUGUAUCUUGUGUAGGAACAUGUUUUCCUGCUAGUUUGCUUUAAUGUAUAUAAGAUGACAUUGCAUAUUCAUGGUUUAUAUAUAUUUCUUUGUUUUACUGGGGUUUAUGCAUUUGUUUAAAGUUGGCUGUAUAAUACAAUAAAUAUGAAAAUAUCUUCAAUAUUUUGUAAUACUGCUUUUUAUGCAACUUUCAUGAGUAUGGCUAUUAGGACUUUUAAACAGUCUUUGUACAGCAUUCAUAU